This is a messenger RNA of Pseudoliparis swirei, 1360 nucleotides long. RefSeq lists its product as uncharacterized. NCBI's taxonomy places the organism in Eukaryota, Metazoa, Chordata, Actinopteri, Perciformes, Liparidae. Gene Ontology annotation, molecular function: zinc ion binding. The record is from RefSeq and is a predicted model, not a curated record. Bases 94 to 1116 code for a protein of 340 amino acids. The transcript has 3 exons.
ACUGCUAAGAGAGUCCUUGAACAAAUCAAGACAGCAACAGGGGCGACCAGAGUGUCAAAAUACCUCAGAGAGACCUGGCUGCAGUGUGGGGCUAUGUGGGCCAACUUUGGCCGAAUGUUUUUCCACCACCAAAGUGAGACCAACAAUGUUGUGGAGAGGUUUUUCAACGGAUUGAAAUACAAUUUCCUUGGAGGAUAUUGCAACAAAAGAUUGGAUGACCUACUACUAAUCCUCCAUAACCAUGUGGUGAAGUACUACAGCCAACUUGAUGAGCUCGUUAAUGCUGGUCGAGCCCCCACAAAAGGAUCCCAAGAAAGUGUCAUAUCAGCUGAAAGGAUGCGGUCUCAUGGGCUCGACCAAAACAUCCAGUAUUUGUCUGAGGCCCGCUUCAGUGUACCCUCAGAAAGCAAGCCUGAUGUGUUUUAUGAAGUUGACUUACUGUACAGUGUUUGCCAGUGUCCAGUCAAUGGACAAGGUCAGAAAUGUAAACACAUAGUGUUAGCUCAGAUGGUGUCUGAUGGUCUGAUUGACACAGCUGCACUCAGAGAAGACACAGCAAAUAUGCUAUGUGCAACCAACAGUUUUGUGAGUGAUGAGACAACAGUGAUGGUGCAAAAUGGAGAAAAUGUGGGUAUUGUGAAUCUUGCAAAACAGCAGUGUUCUUGCUUGGCAAGCAGUUAUGGGGAAGUAUGUGUGUGUCUGUUGGUGGCCAACAAAAUUAGUGAAUCAACACUGUCAACCACUGCCUCACAGCCAACCACAACUGUGGACCAGGAAAAUAUAGAAACAGAGAGUGAGCCACCAGUUCACCAGGCAAAAUACUGCAUAAAGGACAUGAUUUAUGAUUUGAGGAAUUGGUGUGAGUCAGAGGAGUAUCAGCCAUCACUUGACCUUUAUACAGCAGUGAAACAUACACACCAGCUCGCCUUUGGCCGCUUCAAAACGGUCUUUAACAAAAGAAAGACUGAGCGACUGCACAAAUACAGGAAACACAUUGAACUUAGCAAAAGACGAAUUGCAAACUAUUCAAAGACAGACCACAACAAGCGGCAGAUACAAACUGUCCAUCACGACGGGGCAUUUAAGCGCAGGCGAAGACAGCGAACCCGUAACUAGUCUUUCCCCAGUUUCCCGACCUGUCCCACACUGCCCCAAUAAAAUAUUUAGAUAAUAUUUAUCGUGUAUUAAAUUCUGCCAUCCUUAGUGCUUGGUAAACUAAGCUGUUUGCGUGUGAAAUUUUGUUUUUACCAUUUUACUGUGUGUAUGAGGGUUGUACUUGGCCUUUAUUUUCAAUAAAGAAUAUGUCACACCCCAUCAGUCAUGUCUCUCCUCCAUCAUGUGUGUGUCCUCUGACGAUACA